This is a messenger RNA of Leptidea sinapis, 3492 nucleotides long. Its product is annotated as MATH and LRR domain-containing protein PFE0570w-like. The coding region runs from base 217 to 3195 and encodes 992 amino acids. The transcript has 6 exons. NCBI's taxonomy places the organism in Eukaryota, Metazoa, Arthropoda, Insecta, Lepidoptera, Pieridae. The record is from RefSeq and is a predicted model, not a curated record.
GCGAUGAGCACAGAACGACUGGUAAGUGCCAAGUGGUAACGGUUGUGAAUCGGAGCCGGGCGGUCGCCAGCGCAACAGUCGUCAGUCACCAUCACCAACCUAUAGUAGAGUUCGCGCUCGCGAAAGGAACGAACGUAACCGCGUCAAUUUCCGCGUGUAUAAUUUCGAGUGUAGCUGCAACGAACAAAUUAACCUACGAUAGUUUGGAAUAGCGUAAUGGAAGUAGCGGCAAGUCAAUGGCGGCGGGAAUGGGCAGGAAAAGCUGAAUACGGGAAGGUAACGGAAGGAGGAGUAACGCGGAACAUAGCUCGAGCGAUGGAGGUGCUCCACGCCAGCGCGCCUGGAGCCAAGGUCCGGGUGAUGAGGGCAGCAUACCACUCGUCCGCCGGUCCUGGAGCGCCCAGCUCUACUUUUAUGCUUCACUCGAGUAGACAGGUUUUAUCAUCUGGCUACAACUUCUCUGAGCCCUUGUCGUUACCAUCAAAACCUUUGGAAGUUUCAUCUGCACCACUGGAAUCAUCUCCAGAAGUUGACAACGAGAGAAUUAAGUACAAAGUAACAGAACCAGACGACUUAGACAUUUCGGAGCCUUCUAAAUGGAGGGGUUCCACUGGAACAACUUCUAUAAGAUUACCGAGCGAAGAAUCCUCGUCAACCACAGAAAAUAUGAGCAUAAUUGAUCUUGAUUCACGGAAUAGCAGUCGAAAUACAAACUCUAGGCAUAAUCAAGAACAAAGCGACAGUUCUCCCAGUAACGCAGAUACACGAAGCCAUAUUUCAUCGUUACUCGAUGCUCCUGUAUCUCUCAGUACCUUAAAAUAUACUUCACUGUUAUACGGCAGUGACGAAUGGAACAACAGACGAAAAAGUUACAGCUUCGAAGAUACAAGUCCAUUAAAUAAAAGUAAUAUUCGUUAUAAUAAUUCCAAUUUGUUGGACUCAUCCACUGACAGCGGUAUUUGUAAAUCAACUGAAAUUAUAAGCGACCACAAUAUGAACACAGACAAUACGACGAAGCGACGCGAAAGUAAAGAAAGGUUAUCCGAUUUGCCAGAAGAGUCAUUUCAGGAUUGGUUGAAUAAAAACAGAAAAGCUUCGCUGAAAACAACACGUACUAGUCCGUUACAUGAGUUUCGAACACCUGAUAAUUUAACAAAUGAAAGUAAUGUUUCCGUUCAGUCGAAAGGGAAAAUGACUAUAACACUGCCAGUUAUGAUCGAAAGUGAUGACUCAAAUACGAAGCCUAUAUUAAACGAUGAUAAUGGUGAUAGAAGAACUAAGAAGGUUGAAUUCUGUAAAACUGAGCUACAUUUUGCAGCAGAAUCUGGAACGGUGAACAUUAUUGCCACCGACGAAAAGCCUCCUCCUUCAUAUGACUUCAGGAAAAAACGGAGUGCGUUUGUUCCCUUGAAUAAUGUUACUGAUAAACAUAUAACACUAUUUGGUGAUAAACACAAAGUACUAGAACCAAGAUUUGUUACCGAAAAGAAUGAGCACGACGUUCAUGAUAGCGACGAGAAUACAGCAGCUACAAAAAGUAUUCUCAAGAAUAAAAUACCUAAACCCAAACCAUAUCUUUUAGGAGAAAAUAUGGAACUUGGGAGCAUAAGCGGUUUUCUGGACAAUUACACAGUUAACAGUGCAAGCUCAAUUGCUUCUAUUAAUAGACUGUUAAACCCAGAUAAUGUUGCGAAUACAAGCAGCAUUAAUGAAAGAAAAUACAAUUCUAGUUAUAUCAAAAAUACCUCAAGGACGUUCGAUACAGGUCCUGAAAAGAAAGAAGAGCCGCCUUAUACCACAUUUAAGUACGAUUUAUCGCAGAAAGGCGUAAGAAACACUAUAAAAUCGGAUUCUUUAGAUGAGACUCAUGGAUUAGGAAAAUCGAAGAGUCGUAAUCUGCGAGUGAGCGACUUGACAUAUUUCGGGAUUGAAAGUGAUGAUGGUGAAAAAGUUAGUAAAAAUAUUAACAACGGCUUCGAACGGUUACACUCACUAGACAACUUACAAGAAGAAAUAUUACAUUCAGUAAAGCUUGUGCAGAAAAUAUCCAACAGUAGUUGUAAUAGCGAGGCAGAUUCUGAAGAUAUGCAAGAAUAUCAAAAUAUUUCAAACUUUAGACCCACGCCUCCUAAACCAAAGCCUAGAACUAAAUAUAUAGAUACAUUUAAAAGCGAAACUGAUGCAAGAGUAUUGAAGCCAAUAACAGAAAAAGUGACAGAUCUGCCGAUAAAUCACCGAAGGUCAAGAUUAAAGCAAAAUGAAAAAACAGGCUCGCUAAGUAAUCGAAGUAUAUCCGAACCACCACAUAAAGAUAUUAGCAACACAAAAUCCAAAAUCAGGACAGAAAUUUCACCCCGCAGAAGUAAGGACACAAAGUCAGCAAACCGAAAACUAUCACCCAUAGUACAAGAUAAACAAAAAUAUUCUAGUAAAUCACCCACACCAACUUACGAGAAUGUGUAUAUUAAUAUCGAACCACGCAAAAGCAAUACAAUAAAAAUGAAAGAAAACAAAAGAGUGGAAGCACAGGAAAUGACUAAAAAUACUUCUGAUAUCGAAAAAGUUGUCAGAAGUCAAAUGAAAGAAAAAAAUAGCACGGUAAAGGAACGACGAAUUGCUGUAAACGAUUCGAUAAAAGACACUGCACAGCACACACCCCGAAAACCAAAAAGAACUGAAAAAUUGGUGACACCAGAGCUUACAAUUAAGUCUGAGAGAAUGUUAUUGACUACUAAGGAUCAGAGAAAAUCAUCAAGUUCUUCUUCAAGUCCGUUAAAUCGCAAAUCAAAUGACGGAACGUUGGUACGAAAAGAUAAGAAAUUAACCCCUUUAAAAGGCAAUGACAAUAAUAUAAAGCUUCCGAAAUCAGAAAAGCCAAAAAGUAUUACCAUUCCGGCAGCUCCGAUAAAAGAAAGCACUUAUCCAUCAUCUCUACGAAAUAAAAGUCCGACGAAAAUUAAGGGUAAAACUGAUUCUGUUAUCAUUAAUAAGAUCAAAAUUGAAGAACCUAAGUCUCAACGUUCUAGAAAAAGCAAAUACGUCAUUAAUUACGAUGAUAAGAAUGGCACCGUGACAUCUGUUUGUAAAAUAAAAUCGAAUCAAGACUCGUUAGAGAGAAAAUAUACACCAACACCUGUCAAACAUUCUUUGACACAUAAUACAAAAAGUACAAACAAAAAUUUCAUUCGUAAGUAGUCAGUUUCGGAAUCAAGAACAACAGUGGAUUUUCAGUAAGAAAAAACAUACAUCAAACAGCAAAGGAAAAAUGCAUAGUUUGCAUAAAUCUUGCCAAUUACUGUAGAUCAUUUUGCUUAUGAGAACAAAAGAAACAGAGGGUAAUUGUAUAACUAAAUCGGGUAAAAUUGAAACGGGAGAUGAUAUAUGUAUCUAAUAAUAAUUAAUAAUGAUCUCAUAUAUAACAAUGCAGCAUGAAAAACGAAUUUAACUUAUACUAACUUUGAAACAAAUAAAUAAUACUUGCUUUACAACUUU